UCAUCUUGUCCACAUGUCCCACACAGCAAAAUCCUAAUAAUUACGCAGAACAAUCCCGCAGAGCGUAGUGGCAAGGCCGCUAAUACCGGACCUUCACUCCGACAAUACCACAAUCUCAUCACUCCUAUGGCGUCCAACACACUUCCACGGGGCGGCGUCCACCAUCCCGCUCUCUCAUCCCGUGCUCAUGCCCCGACACAAAGCGCGAAUAUAAGACCUGCACAAGCCCAAAACGUCCACAUCCCACACACUUCCACGUCUCAAUCUAGCAUUCCUCCGAAGAGAGCUGUCGACGCACUGUUGCCUACUUGUACGAUUGGUCGUCCGUUGACUGAGACACAAGUCGUCAACUUGAGUGAUAUGGCUGGGAGCUUGAGGGAAGUCAUGCUUCUUGCGAUGAGAGCGAAGAUGGAUGGUAGUGUUAUGACGGAGUUGGAGGGGGCGCUUGGGGAGGCGGCUGCACAGGGGGUUGUGCAAUUCUUUGAGAACGAGUUUGAGUUUUGA
Molecule: messenger RNA, 504 nt
Organism: Periconia digitata
Lineage: Eukaryota; Fungi; Ascomycota; Dothideomycetes; Pleosporales; Periconiaceae
Source: the annotation of a GenBank genome assembly